AUGCGGUCUGCUUAUAAAGGCCAUGGGAGCCUUUCGGCUUCCUUCCAUCUAGUUUUCUUCUUAGUCAUAAUCACUCUGGCAGGUACUGUCACCAAGAAAGCUAUUGUUGAGUGGUCACCCAAUGGUCAGCCAUUUCGCGAUCCUAUGCUCGAUCAUAGCGCUUUGGUCGAACUUCAUCUUCUCGAUCGCAUCGUGUUCGUUUGCGACAAGAACAUACCAGCUGUCAUUUAUCGGGUAUCCGAGGAGUCGUUCGAUGAAUGUAAGUACGACUUAUCAGCCGAAUGGAUCGGUGAAUGCUCAGCUGGUACGAAGUACGUUACAGUCACGCUGAGGUCUAUUAGUGCAAUUCCUACACAAUCUGCGUACAAUGCCAAUACAACCUAUUUUUUCACGUGUUCCCGUGCAGCGUGUAUCAUAUGGUGGGAGGCCAACAACAACCAGAAGAUUUGUCCCGGAAACUACUACCACACCAACAAAAAGGAAUAUCAUCGUGCAUUCUCUUGA
Molecule: messenger RNA, 504 nt
Organism: Strongylus vulgaris
Lineage: Eukaryota; Metazoa; Nematoda; Chromadorea; Rhabditida; Strongylidae
Source: the annotation of a GenBank genome assembly